Messenger RNA from Amaranthus tricolor (Joseph's coat), 564 nucleotides. RefSeq names its product subtilisin-like protease SBT2.6. NCBI's taxonomy places the organism in Eukaryota, Viridiplantae, Streptophyta, Magnoliopsida, Caryophyllales, Amaranthaceae. Bases 68 to 355 code for a protein of 95 amino acids. The record is from RefSeq and is a predicted model, not a curated record. The transcript is spliced from 3 exons.
AAACCAAUCAAAACACAUAUAGUAGAUCUUUCAGAAAUAGAGAUCAGAGGGGGCCUGCUUUUAGAGAAUGGCUAGCAAGCUUAAAGAAUUGUACUUCGUCUUCAUGAACUUUGAUCCUGAAUAUGAACGUCUUCGAGCUAAUAGGUCUAAGCGAGGAGCUUAUGAUCUUGAUAUGUAUCUAAGUAGGAAACAUGACGAGGUUCUAGCUCGAACCCUCCAGCCUGGCACUUACAACAAGACUUUUUCCCUUGUUAUUGUCGAUGGCUUUGCUGUUGAAAUUACUGAAGAUCAGGCGAAAAUGCUCAGAUCCACAACAGAUGUUAGGGUGGUGGAAAAAAAUCAGGAAUUAGUUUAAUUAAUUAAAUUUAAUUUGUGGCUUAAAAGUCUAAUAUAUUAUGAAUGCUAAGAAAAUAGAUCAAUUUGUGAUUAUUAUUCCUCAAUUUGUUUGUAUUUUUUUUGGGCAUGUAUUUUAGGCCCUUCAUAUCACUGUAUUUCUCGUUCUACGUAUAUAGACAAAAAACCAUAAAGUAAUACUCCCAUAUGAUCACAUAUUGAAGUAUUGCU